This is a messenger RNA of Paramecium pentaurelia, 354 nucleotides long. Lineage: Eukaryota; Ciliophora; Oligohymenophorea; Peniculida; Parameciidae. The record is from the annotation of a GenBank genome assembly.
CAAUGAGUAAUGGAUCUGUGAAAGACAUUUUGAAAGAUAAAAAGAAAGUUAGAUUUGUUGCUGAGAGUGCUUUUAAAUAAGUUGAUAAAGAUGGUAAAAUUAUAAGAAUUUAUAUAUAAUAGGUAGUGGUUAUCUUGAAAGACCAGAACUAGAAGAAGUGAUGAAUAAUGUAGCAGCAGAUUUAGGAGUUGAAGUAAAUAUAAUAACUAUUAAAUUUAUAGCCACCUACAAGUGAAGAAAUUGAUGAAGUAUUAAAAGAAUUAGAUGAGAAUGGAGAUGGAAAAUUGUCUAUUGAUGAAUUUUAAGUUUUAAUUGAAUAGGUUCUAGAGAUGAUGGCAAAAGUAGAAGGUUGAA